AUGGUAGGAUUUUGUUUACGGAAGAAAACUCGUUAUGUACAGGGUUCGGUACUUUCCGCGGUUAAGACAGCUACAGAGUAUCUUGGAACGUAUCCCUCGUGGAUAAGGUGGAAUUACUCUUUCUUUUUCCUCCUUUCCUUUUUCUCUUCUUUUUCUCGUCUCCUCCUCUUCCUGUCCAUUUCCUCUUCUCCUUUUCCUUUUUCCCCUUUUCCUCCUUUCCUUCUCCGCCUCUUCUUUUGCUCUCUAAUUUCCUUCCUGUCUUUAUCCUCUCCCCUUUAUCCCUUGUUCUUUCCUCUCUUCUUUUCCUCCUCUCUUUAUACUCUUUCAUUUCCCUCCUCUCCUUUCCCUCUUUCAUUUCCCUCCACUCCUCCUCUUUUCUUUUCAUCUUCCUUUUCUCUUAUUCUCUUCUUUCUUUAUUGUACUUUCUUUCACUUAUCCUAUUCCCGCACACUCUCCCAACCUCCGUAUUCUCUUGUCUUUCUAUACCCACCGACGGACAAUCUUAAUCCUCGUAGCUUCCUUUUCCUCUUGUACCCUUUCUUUGCUUUCACCCACCGACACAUUACAAUCCAUCUUUCAUUGACCAUCUUCAUCUUCCCCGCCGGAGGCCACAUAAUUGACACCGUUGUUUCUUGCUUGCUUUCUAUUCAGAACGUUCAGUUCAACGUAAUCCUUUCCCUGAGACUGACGAACGCUAAUGUGCGCGUCUCUCCUUUCACCUGGAAAAGUCGCUUUAGCAUUCUUCUCCCCACCCCACCCUAUCCCCUCCCCCUCCCUCUCCUCUCUCACUCUCUCUCUUUCUCUCCUCCUCCUCUCUCUUCUUUUAGGCCUUGGGCACUUUCCUUCAUCCACUUCGCUUCACCGACCUCUCGCAUUUAUAUUACUAAAUUGUCUCUCUUACUUAUAUUACUAUACCUUCUCUCUCAUUUAUAUUACGAAAUUGUCUCUCUCACUUACAUUACUAAACCUCCUCUCUCAUUUAUAUUACUAAACCUUCUCUCUCAUUUAUAUUACUAA
Acanthosepion pharaonis is the source of this 1017-nucleotide messenger RNA. NCBI's taxonomy places the organism in Eukaryota, Metazoa, Mollusca, Cephalopoda, Sepiida, Sepiidae. The record is from the annotation of a GenBank genome assembly.